Messenger RNA from Pseudogymnoascus destructans, 886 nucleotides. RefSeq names its product Late Golgi vesicles protein (gene TVP15). The record is from RefSeq and is a predicted model, not a curated record. The transcript has 5 exons. Lineage: Eukaryota; Fungi; Ascomycota; Leotiomycetes; Thelebolales; Thelebolaceae. Gene Ontology annotation, biological process: vesicle-mediated transport. The coding region runs from base 131 to 523 and encodes 130 amino acids. Gene Ontology annotation, cellular component: Golgi membrane.
AUCCAUUACGACACUUACAGGCAACAGCAUUUCAAGUCCAACUUCAUCUAUUUGUAUAUAACCCGCGGUGCUCGACCCGACGAUUCUACUUUUAACGUCAUCCCCUCGCUCAAUAACCCUAAGCCUCACGAUGGAUUUCUCUGACAUCUUCCGCAUUGUUAACCUGGCGAUUGGUGCGCUCAUGAUCGCUGGUGGAAUUUCGCAGUUCUUCGGCGCCACAGUACAAUCGAUUAUCAUCGGUGUUUAUGUAAUUAUUUUUGGACUUGCCAUUGGCGCAUUGGAAUUCCAGAUCCCACCCCAGGUCUCGCGGUACGCCUCGUUCCUGUUCUCGUUCCUGGGACGCGGAAUCUUCUACAUCUUCAUCGGAACCAUCCUCUUCCACGACCACAUUCUCCGUUACAUCAUUGGUUCGAUUGUUGGCCUGGUUGGAUUGGGAUACGCCGUCCUCGAAUUUAUCCCAUCGAUUGAGCCGCCUGCCAACAUGCGCGAGGCGGAUGCCGGGUGGGGCGCAGAGCAGGUCUAGGCUGUCCUUGGCAUAUGCAAACCUCAAAUCCAAUGCUUCGAUUAAGCCACGGACAAAUACAAAACGACGCGGUGCUGGAAACGCUCGCUAUGAGAGUGAGGUUCAGGGGGUGAAAGAACUGCGCUGGAUGCACAUACAACGAGUAUGGGACUAUGUGAGGAUAUGAUAUGGUGUUGGAACUUGUGUUAACAAUUAUGAUUGUAUUAUUUGCGAGAUGCCAGGAUAGCUUUCGAGUAUUUAGAUUUACGGAUCGUCUCCGGGAGCGGAGAUCGCUGAUAUAGUUUAUGACUGUUGUGAAUAAUGAUAGUAUCAAUUUAAAAAUCCGCCGGCAUAGCCACAUCGGGGAUUUAACUAAGAGCAAGU